GGAACCCCAGAAGAUCUGCUCUUCUUUUAUGAACAUCUUCGAAAAGGUGGUAGAGUGUUUCGAGUUGACCAGUGCCUCCUCCUCUAUCGUUACCAUGCACAGGCAGCCACUAACUCAGUUUUAGAGAGAACCAUCUGGACUCACCGUGUCUUGUUUCUAGAGGAGAGAAUUCUCAGUCACUGGACAUCCUUUACCAUUUGGAAUGCUGGCAAACAGGGCAGAAAACUCUUUAGAAGUUUAUCUCCAGCUAAUCAAAACAAGGUAACUGCAUUUUGUGAUGUGGAUAAAAAUAAAAUCACUAAAGGAUUUUACACGUAUGAAGAUGCUAAGGAAACUUCCAAACCCAGAAUUCCAAUUCUGCAUUUCAAAGAAGCUUCCCCACCUUUAAUUAUUUGUGUGAAAUUGGAUCUCACAGAUGGACAAUUUGAGGAAAAUUUGAGCCUGUUGAACUUGAAGGAAGGUGUGGAUUACUAUCAUUUUAAUUGAUGAGUGUGGUAUAUUGGCAAGCCUUUCAUCAUGAAACAUAUUAGAGGAGAUACAAUACUAUUCUAAAUACUAAGACUCAUGACUCUCAACAGUUUGUUUUCUCCAUAAUUCCUCUCUCAAAAGAAAUAUUAAUAAAACAAAUAUUAAUACAUGCAAAUGUUAAAAUGUUAUCUCCAGUCAUAAAAGUCAGGUAGUACAACAGUAAAGCUAAUUGAAUCGAAGAUUAGAUAGUUAAGAGUCAUCUCCACAGCAGGGAGAUGGCAGAUAGGGCUCUGCCAACAUGAAAGCAACCAGCUCAUCUAAGAAAAGUCCUUCCGAAAUCAAAUCCAGAAGGCAGCACUGGCAAACCACUUCAGUAUUAUUCCCAAGAAAAUGAUAUUGAUGUGCAUUUAACAUUUUGACAAGUUUAGAUGCCACUUGGCGAGACUCGGAAAGCACACCUUUGGUUACUGGGAAGAGCAUCAAGCUUGCACAAAUGGAUUAAGGGAUGAGAAUGGUGGAAGAGCUACACAUGAUUACAAGAGGCAAAUCAACAUGGAGACAAAUUCAACUAAUGGCACCUAUUUGAAUUGUUUUCUACUUUGCCUGUUAGUAUCUGGAGUAGUUCCUUAGAGUAGUCAAUCCAUCUUUUUUUGCAACCCACAAAACUUCUCAAAAUGCUGCAGCAGAAUUUUAGUUACAAUGUAGCAGAACAAGAAUGUUCAAAUUAAAAAUAAACGCUGUGUGUGCAUGAUGCUUAAUACACCUGCAAAAAAAAAGAUGCUCUUCUUCAAACACACCCCAAGCAUCUGCCUUGCCCUCGCUUAACAUCAUGUCUUAAUAACAUCCACCGUAACCCUUAUCAUCUUUAUUCGGUCAUUGACCAAUAAAAAUAGAUACAAUAAAACAGACAACAAUA
Molecule: messenger RNA, 1384 nt
Organism: Python bivittatus (Burmese python)
Lineage: Eukaryota; Metazoa; Chordata; Lepidosauria; Squamata; Pythonidae
Source: RefSeq, a predicted model, not a curated record